Dracunculus medinensis (Guinea worm) is the source of this 687-nucleotide messenger RNA. NCBI's taxonomy places the organism in Eukaryota, Metazoa, Nematoda, Chromadorea, Rhabditida, Dracunculidae. The record is from the annotation of a GenBank genome assembly.
AUGAUAAUUAUCGGUGACAAUGGGAGGCCAAAUGAUUUUCCCGAUUCCAGAAUUCAUUGGAUAUUUGGUUGUUUUGGAACCUUAUCCGUUCUAGCAAAUAUAAUGUUUUUAUUUCUGCCGAAGCAUAAAUUAAAGAAUUGCAUUGAAUCGGUACAAAUGGCGAAUACUUUGAAAUCAUUUUUGAAUAGAAAAGUUUUAUUACUAUCAUUUUCAUGGAUUCAUCUCGGAAUUUUUACAAGCUUUUGGCUUGGACCAUUUCCAACGUCUUUAUUAUUUACUAAUUCAUUAAAUAAUGAGAAAAAUCUCAUACCGCUAUAUGCAUGUUCAUUGGCCAUUGGAGAAGUUAUUAUUGGUUUUAUUACAUCAUAUUUUGCGACCAAAAUUGAUGAUUUUGGUCAAUUGCCUACGGCAUUAAUUGGUUUUACAACGAAUAUAAUAUGUUUUUUAUUAGUGCUUAUAUCGAUUCCAUGUAAUUCUACGUUAUUUCCGAAUGAAGAAUCUGCAUUAUUAAUCGAACCAAAGUUAUUUUUUUUCUAUUAUAUAGCACUUUUUUGUGGUUUUUUAUUAGGAAUAGGUGAUGGAUGCUGGAAUACAGUGAGGUGCUGUAUUAUAACAGCAUUAAUGCCAAAAAGAAGGGCCUAUGGAUUUUGUAUUUCCAAACUUUUUCAGGUUGAUUUUUUUAUUUGA